UUGCUUUAAAACUGGGAUGUGUAAAUUGUGCUGCUGAAGUUGAUUGGUUUUGCAUGAAAAUCGUAUUGGGAAGACUACACAGUAAGUUUGUGUCUUGUAGUUUAUGUGUUUUAUGGGUAAUUUAUGUCAGAUCUGUCUUGCAUUUUAACACUGCAGUUUAUUUAAUCUGUAGUUCUUGUUUACAUCUAAUGGAUAAUCUGACUUAAUUCUGCGGCUAAAGGGUUAAACUGAACAGAAACUCCCCCGACUGGUACUUGAUGACACCCUGGGUGUCAUGUUACAUUUUACUUAGCUCCAACUCCCGGGAUUUUACCAUUUCCUUUGCGCCAAAAUUUUAACAAAUCCUAAACUUCCCGGGUACUGAAGGCGCCUAAACUGUACUGUCUAUAUAUACAAAAUAACAAUGGCACUAAUUAUAUUUAAUUAGGCACAUUUAACGGAUCUCAUGCUUUUGGCACUAUUAUUAUUAUUUUUACGUUUAUACGUUUACUAAACUUGCAUGUAUUUUUAGAUCUAUUUAUUUAAAUAUGGAAAUGGCAGGGUGUUUAACGCUGAAGGAUCUAAUCAGCACAAGAAAAUCUAAAGUGGAUCCAGUAAUUGAUUUAAGGAGUUCACAGAAGGAAAAUAUGUUUGAUCGAUUCAAAGUAAGUCCGAGAGUUUCAUUAAAAAGUGAGCCAAUUGAUCUAUCAAAACAAAAAGGCUUCACCCCAGAAAGAAUCCCCAUCACCCCUGUCAAGUCAGUGGACAGACCUCAAGAGCCCUGGACUCCAACAGCUAACCUCAAGAUGCUAAUUAGUGUUGCAAGUCCAGAAAUACGGGACUGGGAGAAGAAAAAAGAGCUAUUUCGACCAAUUGAAAAUAAAGAGCAAGAAGUUGUUCCUUGUUCCCAACAGUUUGAAGUUGUUGAUGACAUUGACGAGUUGGAAAAGAGGCCUAGUAGAAAGCAGAAAAGUUUGGGACUUUUGUGCCAGAAGUUUUUGGCUCGAUAUCCCAGCCAUCCCUUGUCAACAGAGAAGACUGCUAUAUCUCUGGAUGAAGCAGCUGCUAGUCUUGGGGUGGAGCGUAGGCGUAUCUAUGACAUUGUGAAUGUACUGGAGUCACUUCAGUUAGUCAGCCGUGUGGCAAAGAAUCAAUAUUGCUGGCAUGGGCAGCACAACCUGCAACAGACUCUAAAAAACUUGCAACGGAUUGGAGAGCAACAAAAGUAUGAUGCACAGAUCGCUUAUCAGCAGAGAGAUAUGAGCUUUGAAACCAAAAAUGGGGAAUGGAGGAAAGAAUCCACAGGAGAUGGGCAAAAUAUGUAUCUUCUAGAACUGUCUGAAGUAGACGGUCCUUCUGCAUCUGCAAGUAGCCGCAAAGAUAAAUCACUGCGUAUUAUGAGCCAGAAGUUUGUUAUGCUCUUUCUUGCAUCCAGUACCAAGAUAAUCACUCUUGAGAUAGCCGCAAAAAUACUAAUUGAGGAGAGCCAAGAUGUAGCAGAUCACAGCAAGUUUAAAACAAAAGUACGUAGGCUUUAUGACAUUGCAAAUGUGUUGACAAGCCUGGGACUUAUAAAGAAGGUGCAUGUUACAGAAGAGAGAGGACGAAAACCUGCAUUCAAGUGGAUUGGGCCAACAGAUUUUAUGGAUAACCAUGUAGAUCAGCGGAUUGACGUUACACCAACCUCAUCUCCAAACUAUAAGAGAGAAGCCAACAUCCUGUUCGCUGCAUCUGGCAAUACCAAAGAGAGAUUGUCUCGUCACUCGUCCUUCAACAAGCCUCCGUCUUCUAACAAUGUGAAGAGGAAGGUCUGCUCUGAACCCAGCAGUCCCCACAAGGCACCCAAUGUAUGCAUGGAAGCUUGUGACUCCUACUCAUCAAAGAUGGCACAUUUGGCAGCAGUAUGCAGACAGAAGAUUGAAGAAGAUUCAACGAACCAGAAUCUGUCACAUAAGAAUACAGUAUUACAAAAUGCCAGCCAUCUCCCUUUCUCAGUUGUUGUUCCAAUAGAUUCUGAAUACUGUCUGACACCUGUGGUUCAUCAAGGAUCAUCUACAGCCCAAAAUGUUACAAAUGGACAGUCUGCUGCUAUGCCCAAUUCCCACCCUGGUGCAGAACUAAGCAAUCAUACCCUAGUCCCUAACCAGCCAUACAUGUACCUCCCCUCUUCUGUAUUCAUGCUUUGUGGUAAACUUGGAGAAGAGUCUGUGCCAAGUGCAGAAGAACAUCCUACUGAAGAAAGCUCAGUAGUUGCAUCUGCAACCACAGAUUUGAAGCAUACUGCAAUAUCUGAGGAUGAAAUGCCCACAAAGCGACCGAGAAUUGCCAUGGGUGGUUUCCCACAUUCUUUUGUACCAGAACGGUUUGUCAGUUCUAACUCUUGUGAGAGCCUUUGUAGAGAAGAUGAAAAAGUAAUCCCCAAUGGUAAUCUGCACAGAGGUGUGAGUGACAACGAAGUUCUGGGAGAUACCUUUCAAAUCAGUAAAAUAGGUCUUCAGGAAAACCAGAAAUCAACUGUUUUACCACCAUACUUCUAUGUUACCCCAGCAGCAGGACUGAAUGGCUUCAACUUCUUUCUUCCCUCAAGUCAAACUGCAAGUACUGUGUCUCCAAGUCAGUUGGCAUCUCUGAAAAUUCCCUGUAUGGUUGUGCCAUCAUCAUCCUCGCCAGGAUAUCCUCUGUUCUGCUCUCCAGCUGUUCCCAAUAGCACUGUACCUAGCCCAGUUGGAAUGAAUUUAAACCUACCUGCCAUGACUUCAGCUACACCUCUGAUUAUUGGCGCCCAACCAAUGGUAUCUCGGAAAGUAUCUGAGUAUUCUCCAGAUUUGCCUCAUAAUCUUUCAACAGAGCCUAUCCUUAAAACUCAGAAGUCGCCAACGCCGCUAACUCCAAAAAACGUCCGUCCAGCUCACAGGGAUGCAUUCUUCAAAACUCCUGGAGAUGCUGGAGUUCCAUCAUUUGUUCGGAAAAGUGAAGGGGCGCAUUUCAGCUCUGUGCAGAGAAGACUGGAAAUUAGCAGCAGUGCUGGAGAAUGAGCAUAGCUUUUGGCACUUCAGAACUUUUUUCUCAUUUACAUAUUAAUUAUGUAGCAUUUUGAGCAAAGUCACUGUUGCCUAUCUGCAACAAUAACAUGACCUUUCUAAGUACUUGUGUAAUUUAUUUUUGAUUGGUGGAAUUUGUUUUUGGGGUUUUUUUUUUAGCAGACUGUCAAACCACACUCUUAAUCAAGGAUUUUGUUAGGACAAUGAGUAUCUGCGAAUACUAUAACACGUUUGUGGUUUUCAAUUAUACCAAUACUUACCCUGCACUUAUACACACUUGAUCACAGCUGCUUUUGACUUUUCUGAUCACCAGUUGUCUCACAGCAGCUUUUGUCAGAUUAUUUUUUUUCUCUUGCAUUUCUGCUAUUUUGUUACAACCCACAGUUGCUUGACAAAGAGGAAAGCUAUAUACACAGUUUGUUGUAACAUGCCUUAAUUAUGAAGAACAGUAUGGAGUUGGAAAUACAUUUCUGCAAUCUUUAAGCAUAAUAUGCUUAAAACUACAUUACUUGGAGUAGCAUACUCACUACUUGAAUACGGAUAGCCCUUUUAUCAUUUACACCUGUAGAAAAUGUAAAAAAUUAAACAUUAGCUGUGACGUCAGUGUAUGUGAAUGUUUUCUGCUUUAAGCAUUGAGACCAAAUUAACUGUGAAUCUCUUUUGUAAGGAUGAACGUGGUAUACGACUUAGAUGUCCAUAAAUAGUGUUUAGAACUCUUCUUUCUUUCUUCUUAUUUUUUUUAAUAUUAACUAAUAUGUUUAAAUGUAUUGAUCCCCUCGUCUUUGUAUUUGGAAAAUGUUAUUAAUGUAUGAUAUGAAAUUUGUUUUUAUGUAGACUUCUGUCAUUUUUUAAUAUUGAGCUGUUAAAUUUUAUGUAUUGAUAUGGAAUCCAUAUCUUGCUUUUGUUGCUCUUUUUACUAUGUACAACAUAGUCUAAUAUGGUGAGUUGACAUUGAGCAGUUUCUGUGGUAAAUUUGUUUUGACUCUGAAAGCUAAAAUCUGUUGGCUUUGUUACUAUGUUAACACUAAACAGUGACCCGUUUUAAUGGGCUUUUGAAAUGUGUAUCCUUCAUUCCUUGGUGAUUUUAGAGCAAUUUUUCUGCCAUACUAAUGAUAUUAUUGGAAAUAGGUAAUUUUGUAUUUGCACUGUGGCAAAAUUGUGUAAUGGUUAUGCACUAGAAGCUAAGAAUAUAACAACAUUUGCAUUUUUUAUCGUCAUUUGAUACAGGUGUUAACAGGGCUGUCUAAAUACUUGAACAAAUCUACCAUGUUUACAUUCCAUGUAUGUCUUUAUUACAAAAUAUGGUGCUUUUUAUAUAUAUGUGUAUAUUUUUAAUAAAGUCAAGGCUGCUUAGUGUAAUUAUAAUUGCACUGCUAGUUCAUAUAUAUGUAUUUGUACUGCUGCUCACAACCUUUUCUGUUUAGAUACAACUUUGUGCUGAUUAAGCUAUGUUCAUAGCUCUAAACAUUUUUUAUUUUACUUGCACAGGGUUUUUGUAAACUAUUGAAUUGUAAUUAUAGUGUUUUUAAUAAAGAUAACUAAUUAAACUGC
Messenger RNA from Bombina bombina (fire-bellied toad), 4571 nucleotides. RefSeq names its product E2F transcription factor 7 (gene E2F7). Gene Ontology annotation, molecular function: DNA-binding transcription factor activity, RNA polymerase II-specific; RNA polymerase II cis-regulatory region sequence-specific DNA binding. The record is from RefSeq and is a predicted model, not a curated record. The coding region runs from base 528 to 3014 and encodes 828 amino acids. Lineage: Eukaryota; Metazoa; Chordata; Amphibia; Anura; Bombinatoridae. Gene Ontology annotation, biological process: regulation of transcription by RNA polymerase II. The transcript has 12 exons. Gene Ontology annotation, cellular component: RNA polymerase II transcription regulator complex.